AUGAAGAAGCCGUUUAGAAAUAGGGGGAAAUCGGACGCGGGAGCUAAGCCCAUUGUGAAAGAGUCCCCUGCCUCAGACAAUAACCCAAAGCAUGUGGUGGUGGUGAUGGACGGGAUGAGAGGCUUCACAACUGAAACACUCAAGUGGGCCCUCGAGAACCUCAUCCCGGCCGGCUGCACCGUGACCCUCCUUGGGGUCAUGCCAUAUCUAAACAUUCCCCUUUCUACGAAAACGUGGCUUGAUGUGUGGACGGUGGAGCUUGAGGACUCAAUGGUGGUUGGCGGGCAAGCGAUCACUGAAGAGUGGAGAAAUGACGUCAAAUACUUGAAGCUCAAAGCCGCAUUCGACCUGUGCAAGAAGCACGGGGUGGUGCCACACAAAGAAGUGGUCAUGGGGUGUCCUCAGCGGCUUCGCGUCGUGGAGAAAAUUACUAGCCUUCAUGCCACUUGCGUUGUUUUCGACAGGCAUCUGAGGAAGAACAUAGAGUUCUACAUGGAAAGAAUACCUUGCAAGAUGGUGAUGAUGAAUCAAAAUGGAGGCGGAAUCAUGAUCAAGAGCCGAUCCCUCGCAAGCUCCCCAGUCAUAGACUCAUUGCGUUCUUCUCCGACUCAGAGCCCGACUCCAACCGUGGCAUUUCUCAUCUCUGAACUGCUCAGGAGAAUCCUUGAACAAAGGUCCUCGGAUGAAGACGACUAUGACAAAGAUCCUGGAAUGCCCCGAUUUUCUAUAUGA
Molecule: messenger RNA, 732 nt
Organism: Punica granatum (pomegranate)
Lineage: Eukaryota; Viridiplantae; Streptophyta; Magnoliopsida; Myrtales; Lythraceae
Source: RefSeq, a predicted model, not a curated record